This is a messenger RNA of Labrus bergylta (ballan wrasse), 5059 nucleotides long. It is a transcript of the gene kcnh8, whose product is annotated as potassium voltage-gated channel, subfamily H (eag-related), member 8. Gene Ontology annotation, molecular function: voltage-gated potassium channel activity. The record is from RefSeq and is a predicted model, not a curated record. Lineage: Eukaryota; Metazoa; Chordata; Actinopteri; Labriformes; Labridae. Gene Ontology annotation, biological process: regulation of membrane potential; potassium ion transmembrane transport. Gene Ontology annotation, cellular component: plasma membrane.
AGAGACGAUCAUUGAAUCCAACGGGCACAAUAAUGGCACUGCUGACAGGGUGCCUCACGCUCUCACGGUCGUCCUGGCUAUUACCUGAACUGCACCUGUGGACUUCAUCUCCUCUUGUCGUUUACACACGCGACGCAAGCUCCAGGCGCACGGGUGCGCGCGUCGCGUGCACUCACCACCGGCUGGUGAUCGCCUUGUGCUGAGUUGACCGGAUAGCUCCUUCUCCAUACAGGUCCGGAGGCUUAAAUGGGAGCAGCUCACACAUGUGGACGACUUGCACGUUCUGUUCAGUAACUUUGAUGGGGGCUUUGAUAUCAAGCAGGGAAAAUGCCUGUGAUGAAGGGAUUAUUAGCGCCGCAGAACACGUUUCUGGACACUAUAGCCACACGUUUUGAUGGCACGCAUAGCAACUUCAUCCUGGCCAACGCACAGAUGUCAAAGGGCUUCCCCAUUGUCUACUGCUCUGAUGGCUUCUGUGAGCUCACAGGCUUCUCGCGGGCAGAGGUCAUGCAGAAGAGCUGUGCCUGUAAAUUCCUGUACGGGCCCGAGACCAGCGAAAGCAUCAUCCUCAGCAUCGACGUGUCGCUGGAGGAGCGGAAGGAGUUUAAGGAUGAGAUCAUGUUCUACAAAAAAACAGCCGUGCUGUUCUGGUGCUUGCUGGACAUCGUGCCAAUUAAGAACGAGAAGGGAGACGUGGUGCUCUUUCUGGCCUCAUUUAAGGACAUCACUGACACUAAAGCCAAAGCCAUCCAAGAGGACAAGAAGGAAGAGCGACGGCGCGGCAGGGUGAAAGCAGGUCCUCCAUUCAGCUCGGCGCGGAUGCGGAGCAGCACGGUGCUCUACCACAUCUCUGGUCACCUCCACAGCAGAGAGAAGAGCAAGAUUAAGCUCAACAAGAAUGUGUUCGGGGAUCCCCCUGCUCUGCCAGAGUACAAAGUAGCAGAUGCCAAGAAGUCCAAAUUCAUCUUACUUCACUACAGCACGUUCAAAGCCGGCUGGGAUUGGCUGAUUCUACUUGCCACUUUCUACGUUGCUGUGACGGUACCAUACAAUGUGUGCUUCAUCGGUGACGAUGAUGACCUGACCCGCAGCACAACUGUCAGUGACAUCGCAGUGGAGAUUCUCUUCAUCAUAGACAUUGUUUUCAAUUUUCGCACAACUUAUGUCAGCAAGUCAGGCCAGGUGAUCUUUAAUGCGCGACAGAUCUGCGUCCAUUACCUGACCACGUGGUUUAUCAUCGACCUGGUGGCUGCGUUGCCCUUUGACCUGCUCUAUGCAUUUAAAGUCAGCGUGGUGUCCGUGGUCCACCUGUUAAAAACAGUCCGUCUGCUCCGUUUGCUGCGGCUGCUCCAGAAGAUGGACCGCUACUCGCAGCACAGCACGGUGGUCCUGACCCUGCUCAUGUCCAUGUUCGCCCUGCUGGCACACUGGAUGGCCUGCAUCUGGUACAUUAUUGGCAAGAUGGAGAUGGAGGCCAACGCCUAUAACUGGGAUAUUGGAUGGCUCCAUGAGCUGGGGAAGCGCCUUGAGUCGCCGUACUACUCCAUGGAAGGUGUUAACGGGACUGGCAGCGGGCCCUCCAUCCGCAGCGUCUACGUCGCCUCGCUCUACUUCACCCUCAGCAGCCUGACCAGCGUGGGCUUCGGUAACGUGUCGGCAAACACAGACACCGAGAAGAUCUUCUCGAUCUGCGUCAUGCUUAUCGGAGCUUUGAUGCACGCUCUGGUCUUUGGAAACGUGACAGCCAUUAUCCAGAGGAUGUACUCACGCUGGUCCCAGUACCACACCAGAACCAAAGACCUCAAGGACUUCAUACGAGUCCAUCACCUGCCGCAGAGCCUCAAGCAGCGGAUGUUGGAGUAUUUUCAGACCACCUGGUCAGUCAACAACGGCAUCGACUGUAACGAGCUGCUGAAGGAUUUCCCAGACGAGCUGCGAUCUGACAUCACCAUGCACCUUAACAAGGAGAUCCUGGAGCUGUCGCUGUUCGCCUCCGCCAGCCGCGGCUGCCUGCGCUCCCUGUCGCUGCACAUCAAGACCACGUUCUGCGCUCCCGGGGAGUACCUCCUGCGACAGGGCGACGCGCUGCAGGCCAUCUUCUUCGUCUGCUCGGGGUCCAUGGAGGUGCUGAAAGACGGCAUGGUGCUGGCCAUCCUUGGUAAAGGAGACCUGAUCGGGGCGAACCUGUCCUUAGAUGACCGAGUGAUUAAGACCAACGCAGAUGUGAAAGCACUGACCUACUGUGACCUGCAGUGUGUGAACCUGAAGGGACUCUAUGAGGUGUUGGACCUUUACCCUGAGUACUCGCAUCACUUUGUGCAGGACAUCCAGCAAGACCUCACGUACAACCUGAGGGAGGGACACGAGACACAUGUGAAGGCCAGACUGACUACAACAACUGUAGAUAUUCAGCCCAGGGUGGGAAGAAAUGGACGAGUGGUUCAGGGUUUUCCGCCCAUCAUCGAGGGGCAGGAGAAACAGGAGCAAUACGAGGAGGAGGAAGAGGAGGAGGAGGAGGAGGAGGAAGAGGAAGACGUGGGCAUGUCUGUACCUCUGUCAUCAGAGCGGAACAAAGCGGGACACCUCAGGGACUCAGGUGGGAAGUCUCCACUGAGCCGACCCAGCCAGAACUCCAGGAGGUCCCGGAGGAAGAUCCAGGAAAUUACACUCACCACAUUAGACCCGUCCAACCUCAGCCCGAGGAUAGUGGACGGUACAGAGGACAGCCAAGGAAGGGAAAGUUCCCCGGCCUUCUCCUUCUCUCCUGGACUAGGUUGUCCCGGCAAUGAACCAAACAGUGCCUCAGCAUUCACCACAGAUAUGCUGCAGAUCAGCACAGCAGAGCUUGCGGCGAAAGCCGAGGAGACGAGAGGACAACUGCGAAACCUCGACCAGCAGGUGGGCACCCUCGGGAGAGAAGUAGCUGACCUUGGACGAGUGAUGAACAGGAUGGCCCACCUCAUGGAGACCCUUAUGUCAUCAGUGCCCAAGCCUACACUAGUCUGCCCCGCUCACUACUCUCCAGGACAGCACACAUACCUGCCCCACCCUAACCCUCCUCAAUCCCACUCUUCACCCUCCUCCUCUCAGACUGCCUCCAUCUGGAUGGACACGCCAAUGUCGCUGCCCUCCUCACCCCUCACUUUCCCCCAGGGCUGUGGAGGAAUAUACCAUCAGGACCCCCUCACACAUAUACCCCAGGAACUCCAACUGCGGUACACUGCUUCCCCCAGCUCAAAUUUACCCAUAACUCCCAACUUAUCAGAGCUGCAACUACAGCCAAUCAACGAGUCUCACAUGCUUUCCUCGCCCCUCAGCUCACCAGAGAGCUCCCACUUCACAGACAGGGUUUCUGGCUUACACAGUUCGAGGGUGCACAGUCCAGCUUCACAAGACGGGGGAGACGAGGACCCUAAUCUGAGCAUUGAGUGCUUUCCGCAAACUGGACUUGGGGGGACAUACCCUAGCCCACCGAAGGGUUUGUAGCAGCCUUCACUCUGAAACUUUUUCUGGAUUCAGCAGGACUUUUUCCAGGUUAUUUUUAGAAUAUGUAUGUUGAACUAGAGCACAUUGAAUAACUUUGGUCCCCCGUAUCAUUCAAAGAGAUUGCAGGGAUGCAACUCUUUUGUUUAAAAGGCACGUGUUAAAAAAUCAUGUUGCAUGAAGCAAGUAAAGAAGGAUUAGGUGUGUUAGCUUUACCGUAUAAAAACGUAGAUGUUAGACAUGAUGAUGAGGUUCAGGUCAUCUCUCUGGACACAGAUCAGCCCUUUACCCACGACUGUGGUCUUUACCUGGGGGCGGGGUUAUACAUAACGGAGGACAAGAGCGAUACAGAGGAGGAGAGAGCUCUUUCUGACCUCUCUUUUUUUUGCUCCUGGCGUGAUGGUUUCAGGUCAACUAGGCUGGUUGGAGCAAGACAAAGCAAGAGUGCUGGAGGUGAGAUUUGGAGAAAAGGAGGGGAGAUACAUACAGUAGGCAGUUACCAUUCGUCCCCUAAUCCCCCUAUCUCCACCAUUUGUUGUCCUUUUAUCCCUUCUUUUCUUGCUCACUCAACCUGCACCCGAUGCUCUGGAUUGCAUGGACCAGUGUGUGACUGGUGGGGGCUGGUCGGACUGGGAGCACAGAAUGGUGUGAGAGGAGAGAUAUGGGAUGUAUUGUGCUCUUUACCCCAAGCCCCCUAGGGAACUGAAGAAAGUUGGUUAUGGAAUCGGGAAGUAGGGUGGGGGGUUAUGUUAUGCCUCGGGCAGCACAACCCCUGCUGUCAUCUGUCACACCGAGCACGGGGACUCUUUCUCCCUCUUUGUCCUUUCUUUUCUCCUCAAACCUCUCUCUGGCGCUCUCUUUCCUCUUUCUCUCGCUCUGUGCAUGCCUUUCUGAGCCUUUUGAGUAGUGCCUGUAGACACAAAUUAACAUGCUGCAUGUCACCCAGUGGAAAUCCAGCUUGCCAUUUAUCUAUCUAUUUAAAGGAAACAUGGUUCAAUCUUUUAAUAACCGAACCUGGCAUUUACUGAUGCAUAUUUAUUGGAUGUUGGGUAAUUUUUGACUAAAGGAAGUCGCCCCCCCUUGUGAAGAGGCCUGGAGGAAAACUGCCAAUAUUGAAUUGGUUUAUGGUCCAUGAUGUCGGCCUUUUCCCCGUUUGUCACCCGGGGUUUUCAGCUCUGAGGUCCAUUUUCCCAGCUGGUCCGAGUGAAGGCAAUAUUCCCUUAAAGAAAAAAGCACAACAAGGACAUAAAGACACUUUUAUAUUUCUAUGAAUGUAUCAAUACAAAAAAAUGUAUUUUUUUACCUCAAAUAAUGCAAGAGUGUGGGAUGGCAGUAAAUGAUGCUACUGUAUAUGAGGUUAUGGCAGUGCUGUUUGCUGGCCAAUGCAAUCUUAAACCAGGAAAAUGGUCCGAACUAUUGUCCACACAGAUCUACGGUUUCUCUUUUGAAUUCAUGUGGGUUUGACUCUGCUUCUCUGCAAAUGGAAUGUACUGUAAUGGAACAUCUUUAUUUCCCUUAACAUUUUGAUAUUUAAUAGAUACAAAAACAAUGUUAUGCUAAUAAAAGACAAAUAUGA